Salvia hispanica is the source of this 1597-nucleotide messenger RNA. RefSeq lists its product as uncharacterized. Gene Ontology annotation, molecular function: protein binding. Lineage: Eukaryota; Viridiplantae; Streptophyta; Magnoliopsida; Lamiales; Lamiaceae. The record is from RefSeq and is a predicted model, not a curated record.
CCAAUUUCAUUUCACAUAUCCAAACCCAUCACAAUGCAUCGCUCGCUAGUACUCACCGCUUCCCUCCUUGUACUCUCCCUCCUCCGCCUCGCCCCGGCCGCGUCCGCAGCCGCCUGCCACCCGGACGACGAAUCCGGGCUCCUCGGGUUCAAGUCGGGCAUCACGGCCGACCCGUCCGGCAUGCUAGCCUCGUGGAAAAAGGGCUCCGACUGCUGCCAAUGGUUCGGCAUCACCUGCCUGACGGGCCCCCGCGUCACGGCCCUAUCCCUCGUGGGCCGGCCCGGAAACCUCACCACCUCCCUAUCCGGUAAAAUCUCCCCCUCUCUCUCCAAACUCAAAUUCCUAGACAGCAUCUAUCUCCAAGAUCUCAACAACCUCACCGGCCCGUUUCCCGAUUUCAUAUUCACCCUCCCCAAUUUCCUCAUCAUCUACAUCGAAAACAACAAAUUAUCCGGCCCGAUCCCGGCCCGAAUCGGCAAUUUGACCCAAUUAAUCGCAUUCAGCGUCGAAGGAAACCGUUUCUCCGGCCCGAUUCCGAGCUCCCUGGGAAACCUAGGCCAGCUGUCUCAGCUCAAACUCGGCGGAAACCGCCUCUCCGGCGCAAUUCCGGCCACACUCAGCAGGCUGAGCAACCUCACCCUGCUGAGCCUGGACCGGAACCAACUAUCCGGGCCAAUCCCGGAUAUAUUCCCGGGCCUCACCAGCCUCAUAAGCCUAAGCUUCUCCCACAACAAAUUAACCGGGAAAAUUCCCAACAGCCUUUCAAUUUUAGCGCCAAAAUUAAGAUUUCUCGAGCUCGGCCACAACUCGCUAUCCGGAGCUAUCCCGGGCUUUCUCGGAAAGUUUCAGGCCCUUGAUACGCUGGAUCUUUCCUGGAACAAUUAUACCGGGCCUGUCCCCAAAUCUUUUGCAAAUCUCACCAAAAUUUUCAAUCUUGAUCUGUCCCACAACAGAUUAACCGAUCCAUUUCCAGCUAUGAAUGUGAAAGGCAUCGAAUCGUUAGAUUUAUCCCACAAUUUAUUCAAUUUGGGCUCGAUUCCGAAGUGGGUGAUCUCGUCUCCGAUUAUCUACUCUCUGAAGCUGGCGAAAUGCGGGCUCAAGAUAAAGCUAGAUGAUUUUCGGCCCGUGCAGACUUAUUUUUACGACUACAUCGAUUUAUCCGAGAACGAGAUAACCGGAAGCCCGGUUCAGCUGGUGAACCGGACCGAUUAUUUGGUGGGUUUCUAUGCUUCGGGUAAUAAGUUGAGGUUCGAUUUGGGGAGUUUAAGGUUUUCGAAGAGGCUAAGGUACUUGGAUUUGUCGAGAAAUAUGAUUUAUGGGAAAGUGCCUAAGGCCGUCUCGGGUCUGUCCAAGUUGAAUGUUAGUAGUAACCAAUUGUGUGGGGCGUUGCCGCCGAACAAGUUCCCGGCAGCUUCGUUUGCCGGGAAUAAAUGCCUCUGCGGCUCUCCAUUGGCGCCGUGCAAAGCUUAAGAAAUGUGUAGUUGAGUGAGUUAUGACCGAUUAUCUGUGUAUAAUAAGAGUGCAUGAGUUUAUUGUUCAUGUAAUUUUAAUCCCUUGUUCUAUCUUUGUUAUGGAAGAAAUUAACAAAUGUUUUCUA